Molecule: messenger RNA, 1167 nt
Organism: Pocillopora verrucosa
Lineage: Eukaryota; Metazoa; Cnidaria; Anthozoa; Scleractinia; Pocilloporidae
Product: lactadherin-like
Source: RefSeq, a predicted model, not a curated record
AACGGUGACCGAGAGUGCAAAGUCCCUCUUGGUAUGGAAAACGGCAACAUCCAUAACGAUCAAUUAUCAGCCUCAUCGCAAUUUUUUGCUCACGGCGUCACCCGAGGUAGAUUAAAUCUUCUGUCAUCCCCGGGAGCCUGGGUGUGCCGUACGGUCGAUCGUUAUCAGUGGCUCCAAGUGGACCUACGCAGUCAGGACAUAAGCGUGACAGGCCUGGCUACACAAGGAAGGAAUGAUUGGAAUCAGUGGGUGAUUCAGUACAACGUACAGUACAGUUAUGAUGGAGAUGAUUUUAAGUACUACACGGAAAACGGGCAAUCGCCCAAGGAAUUUUCUGGAAAUGUGGACCGUAAUACAGUUGUUUAUCAUGACCUAGUCCCACCAAUUAAAGCGCGGUACAUCCGUUUCCGACCCUCCGUCUGGCGUGGCCGUGUGUCAAUGAGAGUGGAACUUUACACCUGUAUUGAAGAGAAAAAUGAGUGCACCGCACCAGCUGUUGGUAUAGAGACGGGUGAAAUUCUGGAUUCUCAACUGUCUGCCUCAUCUGGAGAUCCGUCAAACGCUCGCUUGAACGGAGCAAAGACCUGGUGCAGAACAUGGCCAGGCAGUGAGAGCGAGAAUGUUUAUGUUCAGAUUGAUUUCGGCCGAUCUUACCGUAUUUGCGCAGUUGCCACUCGAGGAGAUCACCCUGGAAGUCAUAGUUAUUUGGAAGAAUACAAACUGAGAUGGUCUCACGAUGGUGUUAAAUGGGAGGAAUCUCCAGAGGUUUUAGAAGGAAAUAGCAACACGCAUGAAGUGAAAAAGAACAUCAUCCCAGUGAUUCAAGCUCGGUAUGUUCGCCUUAUACCGUUGAAAUGGCAUAACUGGACUUGUGCAAGAAUGGAGUUUUAUGGAGAGCCUUGGCCAGAAGUCUUGGAGGCGUUGUUCAUGCCAAGAUUCGGUCCGGAUAAAGUGCAAGCCGGUCAAGUGAUUACAUCACGAAGUGUCUCUGACGUCAUGCAAUGCAUGAAGUUAUGCUUGGUAACCGAUCAGUGCCAGUCGCUUAAUUUUAGCAGCAGUCUGAAGAAAUGUGAAGUUAGCCGUUCUAAAAGUGAGAUGUCCAGUAUCGAAGAUCGGGAGGGAUUUCACUAUUACGAGAUCGUUGCUGUUGAAGUCAUUUCCAUUUAA